CUAGCGUGGGAGUAACUAGGAAGUGAUGUCGGUUACUAAGGGAAACUGGGGGAACGAGCAAAGGCGAGUUUUCUGCUUUGAAACUCAAACCAUCGAGUGAUUUGAUCAAACAUCGAGUCAAGGCAGCAGACUUCACCUCCAACAGGGUCUAUGGCUCUGCCGACGCUCUCGGCCCAUGUACCCGGCCGCUCCCGGGCGCUGGCCAGCCAGGUGGCCCGGCAGCGGGAGCAGGAGGCCCGGUGUCGGCAGCAGUGGGAGCAGCAUGCCCGGUACUUCAGAGAGCAGGGUGUGUGCAGCCAGAGGCAGGCGGCGUGGAGCUCCGGCCAGUCCUACCAGCAGAGUAUGUCAUCAUACCAUAAACAGAGAGUGAAGGAGGAGAAACAGGCCGGCCUGGAGCGGCGCAGGAAUCUGCUGAGGGCCAUGCUUCAAAAGGAACAAGACCAGCUGGAGGCCGAGCUCAGAGAAGUGGUACCUGACAGGGGAACACUGGCAAGUCAGCUGGUGCAUAAAACCGAGGUGCUUCGCACAGCCAGAGAUGAAAGAAGAAAAAAGCUUGCACAAGAGCUGUUGAGGGAGCACUGGAAGAUAAACAACCCAGAGUUGCGAGAGGUCGAGUCAGCAUUACAUAAAGAUCAUGUUGUCAGCCGAUGGCAGGAGCAGAUAUCUGAGAAGACACAGCACGAAGUGGCAGAGCAGGAGGAGACGAGGCGCUUCGAAAAUGAGUAUGAACGCACCCGGAAAGAGGCUCUGGAGCGGAUUAAACAGGUGGAGGAGAAAAGGAAAGCAGAGGAGCGCAAGAGAGGAGAAGAACUUUGCAAACAGAUGGAAGAACUGAAGCUGAGGGAAGAAGAGGCCACUCGUCUAAAGAAGGAGCAAGAGGCUCUGCUGGUGCAGCAGUGGGAGCUGGAGAACUUGGAGGAGGAGAGAAGGAAGGUGGAGGAAAGACGAAAGAAGUCUGAGAUGGGGUAUUUCUUGAUCCGUCAAUAUCGAGCUCAGUUGAAGAGAAGAGCGCAGCAAGUUCAGGAGGAACUGGAGGCGGACCGUAAGAUCCUUUCAGCCUUGCUGGAAGGAGAGCACGAGGACAGGAGGCUGGAGAGCGCACGAAGGGAGAGGGCUGUCGCUGAUGCUGCCUGGAUGAAACAAGUGAUUGAAGAGCAACUUCAGUUGGAGCAAGAACGAGAGGCUGAGUUUGACGUCUUGCACAGAGAAGAGGCCCAGCAUGUAUGGGAGAAACGAGAGGCCGAGUGGGAGAAGGAGAGGAAAGCCAGAGAACGGCUCAUGCACGAGGUGCUUGUGGGCCGACAGCAGCAGUUGGAGCAGAAGGUGCAGAAGAACCGCGAGGCUCAGGAGCAGUUACUGAGGAGACGAGAAGAGUUGAUCCAGGAGCUGGAGCUGGAGAAGGACUUCAGACGUCAGGAGAAGGACAGUGAAGAGGGUCGCAGGACAGCACAGAUACAAGAGUUAAAUGCUCAGGUGGAGCAGCAGCGUCAAGAGCAUUGGGAGGAGCAGUGCCAGAAAGAGCAGGAUGAGGAGAGAGAGAGGGAGGCCCUGCGAAUCCAAGAGGAGGAUCUGAGGCUGGAGAUGCUGAGGAUGGCCAAGAAAGGGUACCAGGAGAAGGUUCACAGCAGACCUCGAUCCGCCUGGACAUGAGCAACGUGAGAGUAUGAAGUUAAAACAGAUUUGUAUAUCAUGUAUUUUUCCAGAUGUGAAUAUCCUUAAAGGAUUGGUUAAAAAAUGUUUCUAUGUGUGUCUUAAAUCAAUACUCAAAUGCCAAAUUGAAAACACUAACAGUUAAUGAUCACUGUAAUUGUGCCUCCUGUCCAUACUGGCUCGUAAGAGACCCCAACAUGAUUUCAGUAUAACAGAUUCACAUUCCUCGUUCAAUGUAAAAAAUACAGUUUUCUUACUGAGGAUGAAAGAAAGAAGUAAAAGGAGACAAUAUCAUUCUAAAAAAAAUGUAAUUUCUGAAGCUCCAAAUUAUGGUUGGUAACUCUAUUAAACACAUUUUUGUACACAUAGAAGACCAUAAAUCUUGUCCCACAUAUCUUACAUUGGAAUCAACUUGAAGAAGAUGGAGCCAGUCCCAGCUGACAUUGGGCGAGAGGUGGGGUACCUCGAUGCCAGCGUAUCAGAGACAACCAUUCACACGUGUGUUCACACCUAUUGUCUCCAUAUAAACUAAGCACCAGAAUGGAGAAGAUGAACAACUUUAUCAUGUUAACUGUGUAGUGGAAAAUUCAACUGACCAGGUGUCUAACUGCUGUGAUACUGUCUACCUGACAGGAUGGAACCCUUAUUUGGUGGUGUCUCACUGCUAUGACCUUGAUCAACAGGGUGCAUGCCCUUA
Molecule: messenger RNA, 2347 nt
Organism: Hippoglossus stenolepis (Pacific halibut)
Lineage: Eukaryota; Metazoa; Chordata; Actinopteri; Pleuronectiformes; Pleuronectidae
Product: trichoplein, keratin filament binding
Exons: 13
Coding region: 151-1650 (499 amino acids)
Biological process (GO): apoptotic process
Cellular component (GO): keratin filament
Source: RefSeq, a predicted model, not a curated record